AUGGAUUCUUCCAAAACAAGUGGAACUGGGUACCGCAGAAGGCAAGUUGAUAUUGAAUAUGACGAGGAAAAUACAACGCCCGAUAUUAAGGUAUAUAAGGAAGCAACGCAUUUAACACCUGAACUUAAAGGAACUAAAGACAACCCAAACCAAAUUCGUACUUCAGCUUCACGUGAGCUGGUAGUACAAGGGGCACCAGCCACUAUCCAAAUUGAACUGAACGGCAAUACCCUUUUACACCACAAUCAAUCACCGGAUGCAUUUGCAAGAUUGAGCUCAACGCGCUCUAAAAGUACUAGAGACACCAGUGGAGAAAUUAGACAUUUAACCCGUAACACGGUGCCUAGUAAAAGAGACCUACUACACGGCAAGAGCAGUUCUCAGGACUCCGACAGGAAUUUGAAAAGGAAGAAUGAUUGGGAAACCGAACAAUUCAAUAAAGCGCAACAAUUGAAUCUUCAAACUGAUGAUAAGAUUCAUUUAGCUGCUAAUGAUGAAUACGAGUACGUGUUUGAUGAGUCCCAAUAUGUCAACUUUGAUGGCAAUGAAGAAACUAUAAUAAGUGGAGAUGAAGAGCAGGUCCAAGCACCGUCAAGUAAAUCGAAAGAUAUAGAAAGUUUGAAAAUGUCGCUCCCAGUCUAUCAAUACAAGAAGGAAUUUUUGAAACUUUUAGAAGGCAGCCAGGUGAUUAUAAUUGUGGGAGAGACAGGGUCAGGUAAGACCACGCAGUUGCCUCAGUAUCUUUAUGAAGGUGGAUAUUCUCAAGGGAAUACUAAGAUAAUAGGAUGCACUCAACCAAGAAGAAUUGCAGCUGUUUCGGUGUCCCGAAGAGUUGCUGAUGAAAUGGGGACUACCUUGGGUGGGCCCAAAGGGAAAGUGGGAUAUUCAAUUCGGUUCGAUGAUAAUUGUUCACCAUCAACCGUUAUAAAGUUUUCUACUGAUGGUAUGUUGUUGAGAGAGUUUUUGAAUGAUCCCAGCCUAUCCAGCUAUGGAGUCAUAAUGAUUGAUGAAGCACAUGAGCGUACCCUAUCAACCGAGAUUUUGUUGAGUUUAUUGAAAGAUUUGUCGUUACAACGAAAAGAUUUGAAGAUCGUGAUUGCCAGUGCUACAAUCAAUGCAAAAAAAUUCUCAAAUUACUUCAACGGGGCCCCUAUUUUGAAUAUACCGGGAAGACGGUUCCCUGUGAAGAUACACUACACAAAGCAACCCGAAGCCAAUUACUUGCAGGCAGUAAUGACCACAAUAUUUCAAAUUCAUUUAACACAACCAUUACCGGGAGAUAUUUUAGUAUUUUUGACGGGACAGGACGAAAUCGAAAAACUCGAAACUCAAAUACAAGAUGCUAUCGUCAAAAUUGGGGACCAAUUGGAAGAUAAAAAAUUAUCGGUAUGUGUCGUUUAUGCCAACCUACCAAGUGAAUAUCAAAGUAAAAUUUUUGAGCCAGCACCCAUCAAUACGAGAAAGGUCAUAUUGGCAACAAAUAUUGCUGAAACAUCCAUUACUAUUGAGGGAGUAUCUUUUGUCAUUGAUCCUGGAUAUGUCAAGCAGAAUGAGUUCAACCAUCUGACAGGGAUGGAAAGUCUAGUUGUCGUCCCCUGCUCCAAAGCCAAUUGUGAUCAAAGAGCGGGCCGUGCAGGAAGAGUGGGACCAGGAAAAUGUUUCCGGAUGUUUACAAAACACUCUUUUGAUCAUGAAAUGGAUGCUUCACAAAAACCUGAAAUUCAACGAAUAAAUUUGAAUUCAGUCAUAUUAUUGUUAUUGUCCCUCGGGGUUAAUGAUUUAUUGAAUUUUCAGUUUUUAGACCCUCCUCCAAAGGAGAGUAUUAUGAAUUCAUUGAAUCUUUUGUAUUCCCUUGGCGCGAUCAAAUCUAAUGGAAAACUAUCGAAAACAGGGUUCAAAAUGAACGAGUUCCCGCUUGACCCUGUGUUAACCAAAUGCAUUUUGAGUAGCGAAGAUUACGGUGUCACUAAAGAAAUUUGCAUUAUUAUCGCCAUGUUGACAGAGUCUUCUAAUUUGAAGUACUCCCCCAGACAAAUCGACCAAGAAAUAGUCAGAAAAAGACACAGCCAAUUUGAUGCACCCGAAGGCGAUCAUUUGACAUUGUUAAACAUUUUCUAUCAGUGGCUGAACUCUGGGUUUUCAAAGCAUUGGUGCGAGGACAAUUUUCUACAAUACAAGACCUUACAACGAGCACUUCAUAUUUUUCAACAAUUGAUCAAAAUUUGCAAAAAGAUUGGUGUUAAUAUAAACGAAGGAACAAAUGGGGAAUAUAAAUCUUUCGUAGAGGAAAAUGUGAAUAAAGAAGAUCGCGAAUCACAGCAGGUAUUCUAUACUUCCGUUCAAAAACUGUUACUCAGCGGAUUUAUCAACAAUGUAGUCAAGUUAUCACCAAUGGGGGAUUGCUAUCAACCAAUAUCGAAGUCAAGACAAAAUAUCCCUUGCUUUGUACAUCCGUCUUCAACCUUGUUCAAAAUCAAGAUGCAUAAGCCAAAGUAUUUGGUUUACUUUGAGUUGGUCUUAACUAGUAAAGAGUACAUGAGGAAUUGUUUGAUCUUAGAUGAGCUGAUCGUGAAGAAGACACGGAAUGAAAUGUGA
Molecule: messenger RNA, 2595 nt
Organism: Lodderomyces orthopsilosis Co 90-125
Lineage: Eukaryota; Fungi; Ascomycota; Pichiomycetes; Serinales; Debaryomycetaceae
Product: DEAH-box RNA-dependent ATPase
Exons: 1
Coding region: 1-2595 (864 amino acids)
Cellular component (GO): catalytic step 2 spliceosome; intracellular anatomical structure
Molecular function (GO): RNA binding; ATP hydrolysis activity
Source: RefSeq, a predicted model, not a curated record